UGUUUGUAAAUUGUAAUAUUUCCUUAAAUUUCUACAUGAUAAAGUGAAAGUGGUGUGGUGGUUUUAUUGAACAUUUACCAUGUUUGGUAUUAAGCUUGAAUAUGAGAAGGAAGAACUCAAUCCAACGAUUUGCCGAGGUUGUUUGUCUUCCGAUCGUAGGCUGUCCGUACUACAGGAUCAUGUUGAUCUGUUUUUUGGUCUUUUAGGCCCUCAAUAUCAAUUCAGCUCCAGUAUCACCUUAUGUUGGGAGUGCGAGGCUCAACUGAAAAAGAUACAGUUGUUCAGGAACAGAAUACAGAACGCUAAUUAUAUUCUGCAGCAGUCAGUUUAUAAGUUGGAAAACUUUCCCGUAACACCUCUAACUAAUUUGAACACUGUCAAAAAAGACAUCUACGAUGCAGAAUUUGACUAUGACAUCGAAUAUAUCUUGCCCCAAGCCAUCUCAGAAACGCCCCCUGAAAACUUCCUGGUGGACGUAAUAAAACAAGAGCCCAAUGACAUAGAGAUUACCGUUGAAGACCGAUUCAAUAAUGACAGUUACAUCAACGAUGACAGCUACAGUGAUAACGAAGUGCUGACAAUAGAUUUUGACAAGCUAAAAGAAUUGGAAAACGACCAGAUAAAUGUUAAGAAGAAAAAAUCUACAAUCAAAUCGGAGGAGGUCGGGAAUCAGAGUAUAUUGAAGUAUCAAAGCAAGGCUAUAAUAACAGAUUUAAAUGUAGAUCUGACAGAUAUGAAGAAACAUUGCAGUAAAGUUGUGUUAAGUGAGAAGGAAAUAGAAGAGUUGUUGGAAAGAGACAAAGCUCUACGUAAAGUGAUGCCGUUUAAGUGUAAAGUUUGCAAGAACGCUUACAGGCGGUCGAUCGAUCUACGAAGGCACAAGGUUUUCAACCAUAUGAAGUCUCCCCCAUCGAAAUGCACCGAAUGUGACGUCACGAUAUCCUCCUGGCAAGCCUUACGCAAGCAUUGGCGACGUCAUAACGCGUACUACGCAUGCGUGGCGUGCGGUUGGCUGUCUCACUCCCGCGCGGCGCUCACCAAGCAUCUGUCUCGCUCGCACGCACGCGCGUACGCAUGUCGCGACUGCGAUAUUACCUGCAGUACUCUAAGGGAAUUCAGCAACCACUACAAGGAAAGCCACGAGCGAAUCAUAUGCGACCACUGUAACAAGAGUUUUGUUAAAAAGAAAACACUGGAGAUACAUAUCAAGCGCCACCACACCCCAGCUACCUGCAUAGAAUGUAACCGGACCUACGCUCACUACCACGUGUUAGAGAACCACUAUCGCAUGCAGCACCCACACUUGACCAAAAGCAGUCACUUGAGCGUCGAACUGGCGUACUGCGUGGAGUGUGACAAGCAAUUCCCGACGGUGUACAAGUAUAAGCGACAUCUAGCGACGGCUGCUAAGCACACACCACCUAAGAGGGUCAGGGUCCCCUGCCCAGAAUGCGGCAAAGUCUUCGCUCGUAAGAUCCGGAUGACCAACCAUUACAAGUCUGUGCAUGUCAACACGACUAAACAUCGAUGUGACAUUUGCAACAAGACCUUCUGCUCGGCGUUCUCAGCGCGAACUCACAGACAACACGUGCACGAGAAGAUUCCGAUGCCGAAAAACAAAAUGUGUGACAUAUGCGGGCGAGGUUUCAGCACCAACCGCAUCCUAGCGAACCACCGACGCACGCACACAGGCGAGCGGCCGUACAAAUGCGCGCAUUGUCCAGCAACGUUCGCGCAACACACGGCUAUGAGCACACAUGCACGAACACAGCACUUGCGCCGACGCCCCGAAAACGAAAACAGCUGAAGACAGUCCGCGUAGUGUUGUGAGCAGGGAUGCUAUGGAUAUCCGUAACCAAUGGGUUAUAAGUUUAUCGGAUAUCCGAAAUAAAAAAUAUCCGAAACCGAUUCAAGUUUUGGAUAAUCGGAUCGUUUAGGCGCGAUUGAUCCAAUUCGCAAUUGGUCCAAUCAUGAAAAAUUUACAAAUUCGCGAUUAGUCCAAUUCGCGAUUGGUCCAAUUCGCGAUUGGUCCAAUUCGCUAUUGGUCCAAUUCUGACCAAUCGCGCCUAAACGAUUUCGGAUAAAGGCAACACUAAGUACGGAACUAUUCCCACCUCUCGUUCCCACCGCUGCAACUCCUGUGUAGCCAGGAUCUAUAGCUUGACCGCCUAUAACCCAACCAGUGAAGGUCAAGUUUGUCCCGGGGGAAAGUUGAACUGUCAUUGGACCCGCAUUGACAGAACAGUACGGCUCUAGCACGAAAAACUUUCGAGUUCGAAUCGUUUGCGUAUUUGAAUCGUCCUCAAAAGAUUUAGUACGAAAACUACAACAGCGCCCUUGUGAAUGGUCGUAAACUUACGCCCGUAUUCACAAACAUUACUAUGAGAUCUGACAGUGUGCGUGGACGCACAGGGUCACACACGAACCAAUCACAGAGCUCUAUUCAACGCUGUGCGUUCGAUUUGCUGCUUUACUUAUGAAAGCAUCGUUUGUGAAUACGGGCGUUAGUAUGAGAAAUGGUUGCACGAAACUUAUUUAGAGAAUCAAAAUUGUCGCGUUAUUGACAUCUGUCCAAUUACUUACCUCCUUACUAAUUAAAAGUUACACAGUUGUUGAACACUGUUUUAAAAUGACAUUUCCAUACUAAACGUCACUUUAAAACACUUCAACGAGCGUGUAAGUUUUAUUAGUAUGGGGGUUAGUCUUUAUAUUUAUUGAACCUACACCGUGUAAAAGCUGCGCACGUGAUAUUGGCGGAACAGUGUGCCCUGUGGCGAAAAACACAAGUUCAUCGCCAUUAAUAAAAGAAGAAGAAGAUUUAUUGAACUAUUUUAAGAAAAAUAUGUAUUGUUCAGUUGUUUGUUUUCCUAAAUUAAAAAAAAAAAGGAUUUUUUCGAAUGAAUACGCAAACGAUUCGAAGACGAAAGUUGUUCAUGCUAGAGGUACAGUAGUGAAAACAGUUGUCUAUACAAAUAUUUUAAGUUUGUUUGGUUGAACGCGCUAAUCUCAUGAACUACUGGUCCGAUUUGAAAAAAUAUUUUUGUGUUGGAUAGCCAAUUUAUAGAGGAAGGCUUUAGGCUAUAUAACAUCACCCUAGCCAAUAGGGGCGGAGCAGUAAAGACGGGAAAUUUAAAUAAAUAUGUAAUGAUGCUAUAGGCAUACCACAUAACUGAGUGGAUUCUUUUGGCAAUAAUUCGGUGCGGGAGGAAAUAUGGGGCAUAUGUUAUUAAAAUAGUACUAUCUGCAAAUAUAAUAAUUGUAUCUUGCAUCAUAAUGUUCAGUCAGCAUAAUAUUCUACAUAUUUAUCACAAAAUAGAUAAAUAAAAUCUACACUAAAGCCCGGUCCGUGAGCACGUAGAAUUUUGUCCAAUGACCCCAAGCUGCCCAUCCUUAUUGCUCGCGCGUAAUUAUAUUGCUGUCGCGACUGGCACCCGCAGUGAGGGUGCGAGCGCGAUAGCAACAUAAUUACGCGCGAGCAAUAAGGAUGGGUAGCUUGGGAUCAUUGGACAAAAUUCUACGUGCUCACGGACCAGACUAUAGUAUUAAAGGUAUUAAAGAGGAAAUAUUUGAUUGUUUGUUUGUAUUGAAUGGACUCCGAAACUGGACCGAUUUGAAAAAUUCUUCCAGUAUUAGAAUCCUACAUUAUUUGUGGUGAACAUAGGCGGUACGAAUUUCGCCGGGUCAGCUAGUGAAAAAUAAUAUUUUGAUCUCUGUAGUUUUAAGUAAUUUAUUUUUAUCUUAAGUAUUAUUACAUGAUUUUACCGUUUGUUCCCGUUGAGUCACACCAUUUUGUGUAACACUGUUACCCAUUGGUAAAAAAAUUACCGAUUAGUAACAGUGUUACUCAACAAAACAAUGUGUUCCCGUUAAGUAACACAUUCUUGUGUAAAAUCAUUGUUUAAACACGGUGUCAGGUAAAUGGGUUAAUAAGCGGACUCUAGCCCAUGUUAACAUUUUAUGCAUAUAAAUGGUAUGGUAAAGUCAGAAAAUUGAUAUCAUCAUUUUAAUUAUUUUAAUUGUCACAAAAAUCUGAUUUAUUAAAUUUUAUUUUGUUUAGGAGUAUCACGUAUUUUAGGUUUUUUCUAUUCGAGUAGAUACCUGAUUUCUAAAAUAAAGUCUAAUUUGUCCAACAUGUGUUUUUGAUGGUCACCAAUAGUUUUAUCAAUUAAACGAGUAGCCAAUUUGCCUUCGGCAUUUCAUGAAACAAACAUGUGGCAUUGAGUCACAGUGUUACUAAUCGGUAAUUUUUUUACCAAUGGGUAACAGUGUUACACAAAAUAGUGUGACUCAACGGGAACAAACGGAUUUUACCGGCUA
Molecule: messenger RNA, 4317 nt
Organism: Ostrinia nubilalis (European corn borer)
Lineage: Eukaryota; Metazoa; Arthropoda; Insecta; Lepidoptera; Crambidae
Product: RB-associated KRAB zinc finger protein-like
Exons: 9
Coding region: 80-1807 (575 amino acids)
Biological process (GO): positive regulation of transcription by RNA polymerase II
Cellular component (GO): nucleus
Molecular function (GO): zinc ion binding
Source: RefSeq, a predicted model, not a curated record